Neofelis nebulosa (Clouded leopard) is the source of this 5305-nucleotide messenger RNA. It is a transcript of the gene RIMKLA, whose product is annotated as ribosomal modification protein rimK like family member A. Gene Ontology annotation, biological process: protein modification process. Gene Ontology annotation, cellular component: cytoplasm. Gene Ontology annotation, molecular function: ligase activity, forming carbon-nitrogen bonds; ATP binding; metal ion binding. The record is from RefSeq and is a predicted model, not a curated record. Lineage: Eukaryota; Metazoa; Chordata; Mammalia; Carnivora; Felidae. Bases 126 to 1301 code for a protein of 391 amino acids. The transcript has 5 exons.
CGGGAGCGGAGCCGCGGCUCGCGCUCGCCCGGGACGCCGGCCGCCCGCCCGCCCGCCAGCCCGAGCGAGCGGCCCGGGGCGUCGAGGGGGCCCGCGCCGCGCCGGGCGCCGCCGCCCUGGCCGCCAUGUGCUCCCAGCUCUGGUUCCUGACGGACCGGCGCAUCCGCGAGGACUACCCGCAGGUGCAGAUCCUGCGCGCUCUCCGUCAGCGCUGCUCCGAACAGGACGUGCGCUUCCGGGCGGUGCUCAUGGACCAGAUCGCCGUCACCAUCGUCGGCGGCCACCUCGGUCUUCAGCUGAACCAGAAGGCACUUACCACUUUCCCAGACGUGGUGCUCGUGCGGGUGCCCACACCCUCAGUGCAGUCAGACAGCGACAUCACCGUCCUGCGCCACCUGGAGAAGCUGGGCUGCCGCCUGGUCAACCGCCCACAGAGCAUUUUAAACUGUGUCAACAAGUUCUGGACUUUCCAAGAGCUGGCUGGACAUGGGGUUCCUAUGCCGGACACCUUCUCCUAUGGUGGGCAUGAUGACUUUUCCAAAAUGAUCGAUGAGGCUGAGCCCCUGGGCUACCCGGUCGUGGUGAAGAGCACACGAGGACACCGGGGAAAAGCUGUUUUUCUUGCAAGAGAUAAACAUCACCUCUCAGACAUCUGCCAUCUGAUCCGCCAUGAUGUGCCCUACCUGUUCCAGAAGUAUGUGAAGGAGUCACAUGGCAAAGACAUCCGGGUGGUGGUGGUCGGGGGCCGGGUGAUAGGCUCUAUGCUCCGCUGCUCCACAGAUGGACGGAUGCAAAGCAACUGCUCUCUCGGUGGUGUGGGUGUCAUGUGCCCACUGACAGAACAAGGCAAGCAGUUGGCUAUUCAGGUGUCCAACAUCCUGGGCAUGGACUUCUGUGGCAUUGAUCUCCUCAUCAUGGACGAUGGCUCCUUUGUGGUGUGUGAGGCAAACGCCAACGUCGGCUUCUUAGCCUUCGACCAGGCAUGCAAUUUAGAUGUGGGUGGCAUCAUCGCGGACUACACCAUGUCCUUGCUGCCCAAUAGGCAGACUGGCAAGAUGGCUGUCCUCCCGGGACUGUCCAGUCCCAGGGAGAAGAAAGAGCCAGAUGGCUGCACUUCAGCUCAGGGAGUUGCAGAGAGCGUCUACGCCAUCAACAAUGGGUCUACCUCUAGUGAGAGUGAGCCUGAACUGGGAGAGAUCCGGGAUUCCUCAGUGAGCACAGCCGGGGCCCCGCCCCCCAUGCUGCCUGAACCUGGCUACAACAUUAACAACAGGAUUGCUUCAGAAUUAAAACUUAAGUGAAUUCCUGCAUUUUGGGCAGCAUUUAAACCAAAUCCUACUGCUUCCCUAUAGUUUUGAGUGAAUAAAAUCUGGACUAAUGUGAUUUCAUUUGCACAGAAACUAGAAAUCCCAUCUGGGCACUCAGCAUUCUUUCUAACGAUGAUUUAAGCAAACGGCUUAGCUUUGUGGUUUUUACAAAGACUAACCUAAAGACACUCACCACGAGCAACAUCCCGACUGAUCAACUUGAGACCGAUGUCUGCUGCGAGCACUUGGAUAUACGGCUGACUUUUAAGGCGCUGACUCUGUCCUGCUGCUUCUGGCUGUGAUCAGCAGAGCCCAUUAACUCAGAACGGCCCCUGGAAAUACUGUACUCAGAAGCCCCACUGGACGGAGGCGGGUGCAGAAGAGACCAAAUGUGACUGCGGUUAUGUGCUCUUCGUUAAGUGUGUGUGUGAUGUGUGGAGAAUACACAGUCCAAACGCUAUGAGAGGAUCGAUCUCUGCUCCCCGUCAAUCACCAUCUUGGCCAUAUUUCUCUGACACUCAGGAUAUGGUGUUUUAGGGAGCUUCCUCAUUAGCAGUGAAGCACUUUGUAGAAAGUUCGAGAUUGAACGUUCUUUGACUUCACUGGUUGGCAGAUAUCCUGCUGCGUCACUGGGGCUUUCUACAAAUUGCUUUGCCGCUCCGAAUUUAUAGACCCUGCUUCAACUAAUGCCAGCCCCAGCAGCCUCUUGCACCUUUGCUGCCUUUGGCCUCAGCUGGAAAUGCACUUCAACGAGCUAGUGGCCACACACUUUAUUUCUUAUGCGUGCACUAGAAUUGAACACCAUGAACUUUCUUGUCAAUGGACUCUGUUCAUUUGUCAUCCAGAAGCUGGUGGGUUUUUAUCAUAGAAGCUACUGGAAGAUAAUCAUUUUCCCUCUUCUCUCCUAAAACUUUGUGUACUGCUUAGCUGUAGGAGGUUUUCUUGUACGUGUUGGUGUUGCGGGCCUGUUGGGUAGAUUGAGCCAUUGGAAACACACUCUAAUCCCCUUGACCUUCUAGUCCUAUCCAGGUUUCAGAGACCUGUCCUUACCCACUUUUCCACACUGGGGAGACUCAGGUAUUAGGAAUUGCCCAUUGCACAUUUUGGGGGAGGACGGUGUUGGAAAAUGUAGACGUGACACCAAGUGCUUUUCAUUUUCACUCUUUAAGCAGUAGAUGCUGAUCCUUCCCUUGGGAGAAAUCAUGGAGAUAGAGUUUUCCAUUUCUGCUCAUAUGAAGUAUGAUGAGAAUGAGCAAGGCUCCCUCUUUAACCAAAUACACUAAAACGUAAGCCCUCAAGAGUUACCAUAACCUAUUAUUUCCUCGAGAGAUCAUACUCUGGAGCUGUGAUGUUACAUAUGCCAAGAACACAUAGACUUCCUCUUUGGAAUGAUCUCUGAAGCCAUGCAAGGUAAGAGGCCUCCCAGCCUUACAGUGAGACUUCGUUUUUCACACCACCCCUCCCGAGAGGUAGUCCCAAGCUCCAUCACCCAUUUUAUUUAUCAGACUUAUCUUCUAAUGCUCUUUGGCUCUUCAAAAAAAAAAAAAAAUCAUUCGUCAAAACAUAAAUCUACCCAUAAAGGGCAAAGACCUACCAACACUGAGGAAGCUCACAAGUGGACAGUUUCCAAGGAAGGCUCUAGAAAUAGUCUGACUUAAGGUCGGCUUCACUGGACUAAACAUCCAUCUUCCCAAGGUGACUAGUUUGAAGGCAGCAACACCCAUUUGGGUGUAUAAAUUCCUGUACUUAUUCUGCUGUAAAUGUAAAAAUGUGUAUAAACCCAACACUGUCACAUUUUUUCACAACACAUCUAAGUAGCAAUUGGCUUUUAAAAUAUUGUGGCUAAAAGCACAUCUCCCCAAGUAGUACUUAGACAACUGAAAAACGUUUGGCUCCAUGAUACGGAGAUAUGCACUACACCAUUGUAGUCUAAAUGCAGUCCAACGUAGGGUGCAUGCCACUCAGUUGUAACUCUAGUAAAUUGUACGGUUGACGAAUGAUAACGCUUCACCUUUAUACAGGUUACGACAUUUACCUUAUCUUUACCACUCAGGGUGGGUUUAGGAGGACAGUUCUAGGUCUGUUCUUGUUGAAUUGUCCAAAUGCUUUCUACGUAAACAUCUGAAUUGAGUGAUGACCUUCUGGAAGCUGCAUUCACUCAUUCCCACUGUUCAGUGUAAGCCCAAUCUCCCCACUUUAUCUCAAAGGAUACUAGCGGGCCCUGUGCUAAGCAGAGCAGCUAGAGGGUGCUUCCGGAUUUGCCGAAGGGGGCUCAUCUUCCAGCUGCUAGUGACAUCUAUAGUCAUUGGCACCAUUGCUUUUUGGCCCAGCCUAGAAGCAGAGAAAGCUGGGUCACACCCAACUCGUAGCUCCCCUCCAGGAUUUCCCCUACUGGCCGUGGGCCCUGUGAGCCUCGGUCAUGCGUCUGGGCCACACUUGUUAACACCUGCCGACCAGACCUGCUGGAAGGAACGUGGGGCUCAGAGCCAAAUCCCAGUCUUGGCUCUCCCCUUAAAUAGCUCACUAACCUUGUGCAGUCAGGUGGAGUCUGCCUCCAUUUUUCUAUUCUGAUAGGGGAGAUGCCUACUCUGUUUACCUCUUGGGGGUGCUUUGAGGUUGACGCAAGUUAAUUAAUGAGACUUUGCAUCAUGUGGGAGGUGGUAGAAGAAUACCUCCCACAUCUGGUUUUAUAAGUUUCUCCUCACCCCUCCCCUGAGGGAGUUAAGAAAGAAAGAGGCCACGAAUUCUUGGCAUCAGCACAUUAAAGAGUGUCAGGGGAACCUGAAAAGGAUGCAGCUUCUCAGAGGCUUCACCGCCUGAAAGAAGGAAGGCUCUCCGUGUACUCGAACAGCCUUCUGGAUGUAUCGUAUAUAACCGGAAACUCCUGACUCUCCUAUAUCAACUAACGGUCUUCCUUGUGUAACAUAAAUUGCAGUGUCUGUACACGGUCUUCCCAUUAUCUUGAAACUGGUCGAAACUUGAAUGCCAAUAGCUCAGUCACGCAGAAUAUAUAUGAUCCUGCACUUGGGAAAAAUGUCUUCAUGCUAUCUGUCUGAUUGCUGAGGGGCAUGGGGUUGCCAGAACGUGCGUUUGGGCCUUUUAGGUCUUUAAAAUCCGAUAAAAUCCUAAGCUCUUACUGUCACCGUUGCAGACUCCCUGCACGCAGCUCAGAGGGGAUUCUGUGACAGUUGGGGGUGGGGCAAGGAGGAAAGGGAAGGAGAAAGGUCUUGGAUACUUUUGUGGCAUUUCAGGGGAAGAAAUAAGAAAUUGGAUCAUUUGGAAUUCCAGGGGGAAAGAGGAAGAAGUGGCUCUUCUGUGGAUUGUUUUAAGGAAAGAAUCACGCACACGUAUUCAUUAGAAGUAGGGGUCUUUGAAACUCUUCUGUAGAAAGAAAAUGAGAUGCACAGAUUCUCAUGAACCCUGAGGAAGUGGGAGAGACAUCCCCUAGCGCUUUAUGUCCUGAUGAAUGUUGGUCUAAGAUGAUGCAAAUCCAGUGGAGAUUGAAGCAGCUCACUGGGGGUUCCAGGAUCCCCCUAGUAACAGCUGGCCCUUCUGGAAGUUAAUGACCAGAAUGCCACGUGCAGGCAAGCUUAGAGCCACAGCUCUCUGAGGUGGGUCUAAGGAGCCAUGCCAGACCGAAUCCAAAGGCAGUAAAACAGGGCACUUCAGCUUAAUACUUUCCUUUGCACCUGGAGGUGAGGCUACUAUUUGCUCUAAGUCUAUGCAGAUGUUCGGGGAAGAGUCCUGACAACCAUCAUCUUUGUCCCUGUCCCUGAAGUUAGUGUUGUUCCAUCUGUUGCUGCAGCCCAGCAGCAAGCCUGGUCCUGUUUUUGCCUCUGAGACUCAAGAUCAUGACUUUAAAAUGUUUCUACCUGGAGAACCCCCAUCUCAGGAAUAUGUUGUUUGAAUACUUUCUUAAAACUAUAUUAUGCUUCCAUUCCAAGCCUACAGUCAGACGCUGCAGCCCUCCCUUCCAAAUGAAAAUUUUUUUCCUUCAA